CUUCCAACCGUGCGCACUGGACACGGUGAAAAUUGCAACGUCGGGAGACCUUCAUUCACUUCAUCAAUAGCUCCUCUUGCUGUUUUACAGUUUCUGUGAACUCGGUAGACGGCGGAUCUCGUUGAUUUCGCUCAAAAUGGCCAAUUCAAACAGCGGUGAUUGUUUUGUCCUGAAAAACGGUCGAUCAGUUAGAUCCGCGAUCAUUUUCGGUCGUAACUCACUAGCCCCGGAGGGCGAGGUUCACGAAGUUGUCUACUUCCCCGGGACGUCGGGCUCCACUUCGGUUACAUGCGACGGCGGAGCGAGCAUCGAUUGCGGCGACCGGUUUGGGGUGAUUCUGAGUCGCCCGGUUGGCUUGUGGGGCGGUGAAAGUGGUGGCAACGAGAAGGACGUCGUCGUGGGUCUGAGCUGGUCGGAGGACGAACCCAGCGAGGGUGGCUUGAAGGCCACGGAUAUCGUUAGGCUAGCUUUGGAACGAUCGCCAACAGCAGAAGAUGCAAUUAAUGAGAUAACCUCUCUGACAAAUUCUUACACAUCGGAAUCCACGAGAUUCAGUUUUGUCCUUUGUGAUCGCCAUCAAGUGUGGUUUUUAAGCAUAGCUGGUAAACACUGGGCCGCCGAACUUAUGUCUAGUGAUUUCCAACGCAUUCCUUCGACUUGCUUGAAUGUUCGAACUGAAAUUACAAAAUCGAGCGACAAUCUAAAAGACAAUUUGAAAGAUGCUGGCAUCUGGAAUGGAACGGAUGAUUUCAAUUUUGCGAAACUAUUUUGUUCUAAUUAUGAGGAACCAAAUUGGCCAGAUCCCCAACCAGAGGACGGACCGCAAUUCGGAACUCGUGAUAUGAUGGCUAAGCUACGCGAAGCUGAUGCUGACAAUGUAGUACGUUCGAGUCACGUUUCGCACAUUGAUAAAGAAUCGAUUGCUGCUCAUUGGUUCACGGCAACACCAUUCCCCCAGCAGUCUGUUUUCAAACCCUUCGUUUUCGCCCCGAAUCCAAAAAUCUCACCCCUUACUCAAAUUGUUGAAGGCGAAACUUUGACAUUGUUACAAAAACUGCAUGGUCAACGGAACUGGGAGAAAGUUGGUGAUCUUCUUAAAUCAUUGGAGGAAACGUGCUAUGAGGAGCUGAAUUCGUUCUUAAUUAAACAUCCCGAGGCAAAUUCGGAGCUUGAUGAAUUGAUGAAAGAUUGUGUCGAAGCUGAAGUGAAAUUUUAUCGCUAGAUACGAGUAGAUGUAAAUGAGUUAAAAGGACCAUAUUCAAGUUACUUUGACUCUCGAUUUUCUUGCUUUUUUCCCAAUGGAGAGAGACAAGGAAGCAUGUUUCGAUUUAUUCGCUGCCUGUGUUCUUUUCAUAUACCGAACGUGUAAAACAUAAUCGUGAUAUCUUUUAUUUGUUAUUUGCAUUUAUACACAAACUACACAUUUACUACUUAGCAUGUAAGCAUGACACUUUUUAAUUUUUAUUGUUUUUAUUACUUUUUUUGAGGCUAUACUUGUCUUGGGAUGCGAAGAAGGAAUUCGAAAUUGAUCACAAUAUAAUGCAAAGAUCUCUAUAAUAAAAACGAAGCUUGGCUGUGAUUAUCAUGUGACAAUUCCGAUCAAACAAACAAUCGUCGUAGACUGAAAAGAAGCUUCAGAAAUGCUGUCGAAACUUCUUCAAUUCCUAAUUUUUUCUCUUUUUAUCUCAUCGAAUCGAAAUUCGUAUGAUUUUAUACUCUUAUAUGUUAUAAGCUUUUUUUACAAAUCAUUCCAACUCACAAAACCAGAACCAUAUUAAGUCAAUGCAUCAAAUAUGUCAGAAAUACGUAUAUAAUAUGUAGCAGUUCACUAGCUUUUGUUCGUGUUGCAUGGCCAACAUAUUUGUAAAACUUAAGCCAGUUCUUUUUCAUCGAAAUAUUGAUUCCAUACUAUUGAAGAAGGCCCUGUAGAUUGCGGGAGUCCUGUAAGACUUUUCAAUCAAUACAACACACAUUACCGAAGAAAUAUAGAUUAAACCACAAAUUACUGUUGAUGGAAAAUAUCAUACCAAUUAGAGUUAAAAAUAAUGCCCAUCUUCCUUCCGUACGAAUUGAGAGCGUUGCAAACAGAACAAGAAUGUCUAGUUGAACUAAUUUCAUGAAGCUAAAGGGAUUUUGGUUGUAUUCUUAUUGAUAAAAUGAUUGCUUUUGUGCUUUUUAAAUCUUAAAAACGUAACAUUAUAGCGAAACGGUAAAAUGAAAUUUAAGAAAUGAAAAACGAAGUGGAAAACGAUAUAAUUAUUAUUAGGAUUUGUACCAAUCAUAUAACAUUACGCCCUACACCAACAGUAAAGAAUUCAAAAUAUGCAUGUGAUUACAAGAAAGCAACAAAAUCUUCAAAUAAAAUACGAUUAUAAAUCAAA
This is a messenger RNA of Hermetia illucens (black soldier fly), 2381 nucleotides long. Its product is annotated as secernin-2. The record is from RefSeq and is a predicted model, not a curated record. Gene Ontology annotation, molecular function: dipeptidase activity; cysteine-type exopeptidase activity. Lineage: Eukaryota; Metazoa; Arthropoda; Insecta; Diptera; Stratiomyidae. The coding region runs from base 137 to 1222 and encodes 361 amino acids. Gene Ontology annotation, biological process: proteolysis. The transcript is spliced from 4 exons.